UUACUCUCUUUCAACGUACUUCUAGAGCGAGCUUUUAGUCUCGUUGGAGUGUUCCGCCGAGUCACCAUGGGCGAGGAGACAUCGUCAGAGCAAUGUGUGCGACUGCAUCCACUAACACUUUCAGGUUAUCAGGUCGCAGAGAAUGGCUCAGUCCUGGUGGCCGUGUUUGCAGUGGUGGCCUGCUCCAUCCUCUGGGCGCUACGCUACUUCAAGGGGAGCUCGAAUAACCACGAGCAGAAACGAAGACCUCGGAUGGCGAUGCCCGAAGGGAUGCCUCCAGUUUUUCCCAACGGCUGGAUUCCGGUCAUUGAGGCCUCACAAGUGAAAAAAGGGGAGUUGAAAUCUCUCAGUGCAAUGGGCAAGGAGCUUGUGGCGUUUAGGACUGAGGAUGGAGAGGCACGGAUUUUCGACGCCUACUGCCCGCAUAUGGGUGCCAAUCUGGGAGUCAUGGGCCGUAUACUAGACAACUGCAUCGUGUGCCCCUUCCACGGCUGGAGAUUCGACGCUGACACUGGAGCGUGCACGCACGUUCCUUAUGCAACAAAAGUUCCUUCGUUCGUUACUGCGAAAGCGUGGACGUGCAAGGAGCUCCUAGGGAUGGUGUUCAUAUGGUACCACGCGGAUGGCGAGAAGCCUUCAUGGGAGAUACCAGCGGAUGUAUUGGGAGAGAAUGUUGAGUCUGAGGCCUCGGGGCAAUUCGAGCACCGGGUCCACACCCACAUCCAGGACAUAGCCGAAAACGGCGCUGACAUGGGACACUUCACCCAGCUACACGUUGCAAGCGCCCUCGUCGAUGGCGUCCACUUCAAGAAGACCAUGGGCGAGACUUGGAAAGGCCGCAUACUUCAGCACCAGUGGGCAACCAAUUGGAGCCCUUUCAAGCACGAGGCAACGGUGGCCAUUGAUUCCUACGUCACUUUCCUUGGCUGGAAGUCCAAGUACCUGUGCUAUAAUAUUGAAGCCCGCCAGGUUGGUCCAGCCCUGGUCAUCAUCCGAGUUCACGGCUAUCGCACAAACGUCACGCUCAUCCAGUCACUGAUUCCCGAAGGGCCAUUCAACAUUAGGAUGCUGCACAAGUUGCACUUUGAGCCACGAAUGAGCUGGCUGGUACGAUGGAUCUGGAUUAUUAUGCUGCGAAACAUGGUAGAUCGAGACGGGAUCGUGUGGAACUCCAAAGCGUUUUUGAAGAAGCCCAUGCUUGUCAAGGAGGAACAGUCCGUCGCCAGUUUUCGCAAGUGGUACUCUCAAUUCUACAGCGCCAGCAGUCCCACAUGGCAAGAAAUACGCGACCUGACCCUGGAAUGGUGACCGCGGACGUGGCUUGAACACCGUUGAGAAGCACUUGGCAUUGCGGCGUUCAUCAGCGGCGUUGAAUUUAGUUCACAGUUUAACCCAGUUGUGCAUGCGUGAGCUACUGUCGCCUUCUUGUGUCGCGGCCACUUCGAGUGCGGCAUGGUGUCGCUGAUGCAUGUUUAUGAACUAUAGCAUCUACAAGCACUUCUUUUUAAAACUGCGACAGGAGCUAACCUGAACGGCACCGUAUACUCUAGAAAAGGCGUUUUAUUAGGCACAUAUGAGUGGAUUGCCCUAAAUUACGAAAAAACAAAUCAAACAUGCAAUAAAUUGUGAAAAGAAACUAUAUGCGAAGAAAGCAAUUCUGAUAGGCUAGAUCAUGAUACAACGCAACCUUAAAAGUACCAUGCAGUCUCUAGAAGGUGUUUUUAACUGUGUAAGUGUUGAUUUGGAUAAAUGCAAGAGAAAUAAAAGAAACACAGUUACAAAGCAAGAAAGUUAAAGGACCACUAACACCAAAUUUCAAACUCAAGAUGUUUGUGUUGUUCGAUUCUCCUGCAUAUAGGUACCUCUCACUGAGUAUAAUGGCGAACAUUAGCUUGAAAAUAUCUUAUACCAUGAUUUUCAACUCAGCGUGAGCGGCUGAUCUCAAACUGCAGCACCUCGCGACACCGUCAUCAAAAUGAUGCCUUUGGUGGCCC
Molecule: messenger RNA, 1994 nt
Organism: Dermacentor silvarum
Lineage: Eukaryota; Metazoa; Arthropoda; Arachnida; Ixodida; Ixodidae
Product: cholesterol 7-desaturase nvd-like
Exons: 7
Coding region: 67-1308 (413 amino acids)
Biological process (GO): chlorophyll biosynthetic process; cholesterol metabolic process
Cellular component (GO): chloroplast
Molecular function (GO): 2 iron, 2 sulfur cluster binding; chlorophyllide a oxygenase activity
Source: RefSeq, a predicted model, not a curated record